Paramuricea clavata is the source of this 1696-nucleotide messenger RNA. Lineage: Eukaryota; Metazoa; Cnidaria; Anthozoa; Malacalcyonacea; Plexauridae. The record is from the annotation of a GenBank genome assembly.
AUGGCAGCUACUAGUUUCUCCUUGCCGACAUUCCCGUCAUUCGAUGUCCAUGCCGACGGAAAUACUGGUCAUCGCUGGAAAAAAUGGCUAGGCCGCUUUGAACGGUUGCUUGUGGCGAUGAAUAUUACCGACAAAAAACAACAACGUGCGAUGCUAUUACAUUUCGCCGGACCGGCUGUUGACGAAAUUUUUGACACCCUUUCAGACACUGGCGAAGCAAAAGACUAGGACAAAGCGAUAGAAGCACUCAAUGCCUAUUUUAUUCCGCACGUAAACACGGCGUUUGAAGAAUAUAAUUUCCGCCAAGCGAAGCAAAACCAAAGCGAAAUCCUAGAUGCCUUUCAUACACGUUUACGUCAGCUAUCGCAAAAUUGCUCGUUUACAGAUGUCGAUAAAGAGAUAAAGAACCAAAUAAUCGUUGGUUGCUCAUCACAGAAACUUCGAAGAAAGGCUCUACGUGAAGACCCGACCUUAAAGAACCUUUUAGACGCGGGGAGAGCCGAAGAAACGAGUCAAAUACAAGCGCAAUUCGUGGAGAAACAAGAGUCAAGUCAAAAUAUCAACGCCAUUAAGACGGGCGCUCUCGAGAAACAUAACCCCUCGCCUCGCGACAUGAGAAAACCACAAAAUCAACGUCACGGCUCAAAUUAUCAAAGAAAUUUCAACAAACCCCCCACAUCAACUUGCCGCAACUGUGGUGGUAUCUACCCCCAUGCCCGAGAUUGUCCAGCCAAAGGAAAAGAAUGCCAUUCCUGUAAAAAAACUGGCCAUUUUGCAAAGGUAUGCCGAUCGACCCCUAAACACAAACCUCACGAACACCGGAACAGAGUCAACAACCUUUCUGAACAACCGAGCACUAGCCCUCAUGAUGUCGACCCUGAUUACAUUUUCACUUUGAAAAACAAUUCGAACAGCAAAACCCAACCCCCCAAAUGCCAAGAUUCGGCGUUUAGAAGCCCUCGAUAUCAUUGAGCAAGUUGAUGGUCCGACACCAUGGGUCAGCCCAAUCGUUGUGGUACCCAAGAAAUCUGGAGAGAUCCGAUUAUGUGUGGACAUGCGUGAAGCGAAUAAAGCAGUGCAAAGAGAAAAACACCCCAUGCCAACUGUCGACGAGUUAAUCACAGACCUCAAUGGUGCCAUAGUGUUUAGCACCCUAGAUCUUGCCUCAGGUUACCACCAACUGGAGUUACACCCUGAAUCCCGCCAUAUCACAACCUUUACCACUCACGUUGGACUUCGACGUUACAAGCGACUAAUGUUCGGCAUUAACGCAGCCUCGGAGAUAUUUCAGAAUGCAAUUGCAAACCUACUGGUUGUAAGAAUAUUUCGGACGGACAUCAUCGUCUAUGGUCGAGAUGACAAAGAACAUGAUGAGAACUUACGAGGCGUGUUAAACCGCUUACAAGACAACAACGCCAAAUUAAACGGUGAGAAAUGUUCCUUCCGUCAGCACCAAGUAGUAUUCUUUGAGCACACAUUCAGCGCAAGUGAAGUUCAGGCAGACCCAAAGAAGAUCGACAUCAUCCGGAAUAUGCAACCUCCAAGAAAUGUCAGCGAAGUCAAGUCCCUUCUCGGAAUGACCCAGUACGUAUCUCACAACACCCUUGCGUACCCUGACCCACCAGAACGCCAAAUGGCAAUGGCAAGCGGAACAAGAGAAUGCUCUGAAAAAACUUCAACACGAGCUUACGAAUGA